Telopea speciosissima is the source of this 3393-nucleotide messenger RNA. Its product is annotated as cellulose synthase-like protein D4. NCBI's taxonomy places the organism in Eukaryota, Viridiplantae, Streptophyta, Magnoliopsida, Proteales, Proteaceae. The transcript has 3 exons. Gene Ontology annotation, molecular function: mannan synthase activity; cellulose synthase (UDP-forming) activity. Gene Ontology annotation, cellular component: plasma membrane; trans-Golgi network. The coding region runs from base 1 to 3384 and encodes 1127 amino acids. The record is from RefSeq and is a predicted model, not a curated record. Gene Ontology annotation, biological process: plant-type primary cell wall biogenesis; cellulose biosynthetic process.
AUGGCUUCGACUCCACCAAAGAAAUCCACAAGGAGCCCCAGGAGUUCUGACCCACAGGCCAACAGAGGCUCAAGUGGGCAAACAGUGAAAUUCGCGAGACGAACUUCAAGCGGGCGUUAUGUGAGUCUUUCCAGAGAUGAACUCGACAUGUCUGGGGAGAUUAGCGGCGAUUAUAUGAACUAUACGGUUCACAUUCCUUCGACGCCGGACAAUCAGCCGAUGGAGACGUCGGUGGCAACGAAAGCAGAGGAGCAGUACGUGGCGAAUUCUCUCUUCACGGGAGGGUUUAACAGUGUCACCCGUGCCCACCUCAUGGACAAGGUGAUCGACUCCGAAGUAUCUCACCCUCAAAUGGCUGGAUCGAAAGGCUCCGCCUGUAGCAUGCCCGCCUGCGAUGGUAAGGUCAUGAAAGACGAGAGAGGUCAAGAUAUCUCCCCUUGCGAAUGCAGGUUCAAAAUUUGCAGAGAUUGCUUCUUGGAUGCACAGAAAGGGUCUGGUUUAUGCCCAGGGUGUAAGGAGUCAUACAAGGACUACGAAGACGAUACGCUGGAUAUGUCGAGUGGAAGGCUGCCGUUGCCUGGUCUGGAAAACUCAAAGGUGGAUCGUGGCAUGUCGAUGAUGAAGUCCAAUAACAACAAAUCGAUGCAACUGAGGUCCCAAACAGGGGAAUUUGAUCACAACCGAUGGCUAUUCGAGACCAAAGGUACUUACGGCUAUGGCAAUGCUUUCUGGCCCCAAGACGACAUGUACGGCGACGACGAUGGUGAUGGAGGUCUCCAUGGAGGAAUGGUGGAAACAGCAGACAAGCCAUGGAGACCCCUCAGCCGAGUGAUUCCCAUGCCUGCCGGUAUCAUUAGUCCUUACAGGUUGCUUAUUGCGCUGAGGUUGGUGAUUCUCUGUUUCUUCUUGACAUGGCGUAUCAAGCACCCAAACGAAGAGGCUAUGUGGCUAUGGUUGAUUUCGGUGGUAUGCGAGAUUUGGUUCGCAUUCUCCUGGAUUCUCGAUCAGAUCCCCAAGCUCUGCCCUGUCAAUCGCUCCACCGACCUUGCCGUGCUGAGAGACAAGUUCGACAUGCCUACUCCUUCCAAUCCCACCGGCAGGUCUGAUCUCCCAGCCCUCGAUAUGUUCGUGUCGACAGCCGACCCAGAGAAGGAACCACCACUCGUCACCGCCAACACCAUUCUCUCCAUUUUAGCCGUCGACUAUCCAGUGGAGAAACUCUCCUGCUAUAUCUCCGACGAUGGUGGGGCACUUCUGACAUUCGAGGCCAUGGCGGAGGCUUGUAGCUUCGCUGACUUGUGGGUCCCUUUCUGUCGUAAACAUGACAUCGAACCAAGGAACCCUGAUAGCUAUUUCGCCAUUAAAGGGGACCCCACCAAGAACAAGAGACGGGCAGAUUUCGUCAAAGACAGAAGGAGGAUCAAGAGGGAGUACGAUGAGUUUAAGGUAAGGAUCAAUGGUCUUCCAGAUUCCAUACGGAGGAGAUCAGACGCCUUCAACGCUAGGGAGGAGAUGAAGAUGUUGAAACACAUGAGAGAAAGUGGUGGGGACCCCUUAGAGUCCAUUAAGAUCCAGAGAGCCACGUGGAUGGCUGAUGGGACCCAUUGGCCUGGCACUUGGAGUUCCCCCAGCACUGAUCAUAAGAAAGGAGAUCAUGCCGGCAUCCUUCAGGUGAUGUUGAAACCCCCAAGUCCAGACCCUCUGAUGGGUUGUGCGGAAGAAAAGAUUAUAGACUUCACAGACAUAGACAUAAGGCUUCCCAUGUUUGUUUACAUGUCACGUGAGAAGCGACAGGGCUAUGACCACAACAAGAAGGCAGGAGCCAUGAACGCACUCGUCCGUGCUUCUGCUGUACUCUCUAAUGGCUCCUUCAUUCUCAAUCUAGAUUGUGAUCACUACAUCUACAACUGUAAAGCCAUUAAAGAGGGUCUUUGCUUCAUGAUGGAUCGAGGUGGUGAAGACAUUUGUUACAUUCAAUUCCCUCAGCGUUUCGAAGGUAUCGAUCCUUCUGAUCGUUAUGCCAACAACAACACUGUCUUCUUCGACGGCAACAUGAGAGCAUUGGAUGGAUUGCAGGGCCCAUUUUAUGUGGGGACAGGUUGUAUGUUCAGGAGAUUCGCAUUGUAUGGUUUUGAUCCACCCAAUGUGAAUAAGAUGGUGAAGAAUGGAGGAGAACAAGAAACGCAUGCGUUGAAGCCUACUGACUUCGAUCCUGACCUUGAUGUUAACAUGCUUCCUAAGCGAUUCGGUAAUUCUACUAUACUUGCAGAGUCUAUACCUAUCUGUGAGUUCCAAGGUCGACCAUUGGCUGAUCAUCCUGCAAUAAAGUAUGGAAGGCCACCUGGGAUUCUUACAGUUCCACGAGAACCACUUGAUGCCACCACCGUUGCAGAGGCUGUUUCCGUCGUGUCUUGUUGGUAUGAGGACAAGACGGAGUGGGGGGAUCGAGUGGGGUGGAUUUAUGGAUCGGUGACGGAAGAUGUGGUGACGGGCUACCGUAUGCACAACCGUGGGUGGAGGUCCGUGUAUUGCAUCACCAAACGUGAUGCGUUCCGAGGAUCGGCACCUAUAAAUUUAACAGAUCGAUUGCAUCAAGUGUUGAGGUGGGCGACUGGGUCAGUGGAGAUCUUCUUCUCUCGAAACAAUGCUUUCCUUGCUACCAGGAAGGUUAUGCUUCUCCAACGUUUGUCUUACAUCAACGUCGGUGUUUACCCCUUUACUUCACUCUUCCUUCUCGUCUACUGCUUCCUUCCUGCUCUCUCCCUCUUUUCUGGGCAUUUCAUCGUGCGGACCUUGAGCGUUACUUUCCUCGUCUACCUACUCGUCACCACAUUAUGCCUCAUCGGCGCCGCCAUCCUGGAGGUUAAAUGGUCUGGUAUUGCCCUGGAGGAGUGGUGGAGGAACGAGCAAUUCUGGCUCAUCUCUGGGACUAGUGCCCACUUGGCCGCUGUGAUACAAGGGCUCCUCAAGGUUAUUGCCGGAAUCGAGAUCUCCUUCACGCUUACUUCUAAGUCCGCCGCAGACGAGAACGAAGACAUCUAUGCCGAACUUUACCUCGUCAAGUGGACUUCUUUGAUGAUUCCUCCCAUAGUCAUUGCCAUGGUUAACAUAAUUGCCAUUAUUACUGCGUUUGCGAGGACGAUAUACAGUGCGACUCCUCAAUGGAACAAGUUCAUCGGAGGAGCUUUCUUUAGUUUGUGGGUAUUGACUCAUCUCUAUCCAUUCGCUAAAGGGCUCAUGGGAAGGGGAGGCAAGACCCCCACCAUUGUUUUCGUGUGGUCGGGUCUCAUUGCCAUUACCUUGUCCUUGCUCUGGAUUGCCGUAAGCCCACAAAAAGCCAGUCCUACUACCGCUUCUCAAGCUGCAGGGUUUCAGUUCCCAUAAUGAGUUGUG